Messenger RNA from Dothidotthia symphoricarpi CBS 119687, 2144 nucleotides. RefSeq names its product WD40 repeat-like protein. The transcript has 10 exons. Gene Ontology annotation, molecular function: nucleosome binding; protein binding. The record is from RefSeq and is a predicted model, not a curated record. Gene Ontology annotation, cellular component: ESC/E(Z) complex. Lineage: Eukaryota; Fungi; Ascomycota; Dothideomycetes; Pleosporales; Dothidotthiaceae. Bases 217 to 1674 code for a protein of 485 amino acids. Gene Ontology annotation, biological process: negative regulation of transcription by RNA polymerase II.
CAACGACGAGUCGGUCCAAGAGCAGCAGCUCGACGAACGAUCUGCUAUCACCGACUUGUCACACUGGCCUGUCAUCGACGAUUCGACACGGCGCUAGUACAGCCAUUCUCCUGCUCCUUCCUCCACUUUCCGGCCUCACCAGUCGUGCCUCAAUUGGACACCGCCUUUCCUAGCUGUAUCCUAUACCGACAAUUCGUGCAUAGCCGUUGUGACGCCAUGAAUGGGAACGGGGAGCUGCCGUCCCUUCGGGGAACCAUCCGGCUUGGAGGUCAAAAAAAUUCCAGCAAGCUCAAUGCAGUCCAAAUUUUCGAUGUCAAGUUCUACCCGUAUGCACCUCCCGGCGUAGACCCCGUAUUUGCAAUAUGCGGAGGCACUCACGUCAUCAUCUGCCGAUGUGUACUGGAAAAGAACCAUACAAUCGAGAUCUUACGGUGGAUGGAAGACGAAGACGAUAGGACACCAGCCGACAAGCCACUCCUAUACAACAGUGUUGCAUGGUCGCAAGCUGAAAAUGGGAACCCGCUAAUUUGCGUGACUGGUAACAUGUCUGAGAUCAAGGUCCUGAACGUCGAAACAGGCGAGCUUGUGACAACACUGGCAGGACAUGGGCACGAUAUAAAUGACCUUGCGAUAUCACCAACAGACCCUACCAUCUUGGCAUCUUGCAGUAGAGAUCAAAGCGUUCGGUUAUGGAGUCUCGACCCUACUCACAGAGAACAACCGCUUGCAGCAAUAUGCCAUGGACAAGGCCAUAGAGAGGAAAUCCUUACACUUGCCUAUCACCGCAAAGGUCGCUACAUCUUGACUGCCAGCAUGGACACUAAGAUCAACAUGUGGACUGUACCCAAAAACAUCAAGGACUACAUGGGGACAGACAAGCCCGCCAUAAUCCAUUAUCCUCACUUUGCCACUACGGAAGUGCACACUGAUAUGGUAGAUUGUCUUCGAUGGUCGGGCGACUUGAUUUUCAGCAAAGCUGCCCGAGAAGGCAAAAUAAUUCUCUGGAAGAUAGACGGGUUUACAUCAGAGACUGACAUAGUUCCUCCGGCUCCGAUCCCAACAUCAAGUGCCGUCAAAAGCAAGACAACAGUCACGAUUCCUAAAAACCACACAUCGAACACGCGCUCAGCAUGGGGAGGACGCUUCCAGAGGCUUCUCCAGUUCGAUUUACCAAACACUCCAGAAUUCUACAUGCGCUUCUCUGUGUUUAGUGGACUAGGUCGCCAUCCAGUUCUGGUUGCUGGCGAUGCAAAGAGCAAGGUUUCAUUUUGGGAUCUUCAACGCCUCGAGAAGUCCGACAUAGGUGAAGAAAUGUUGAAGUUACCCGUUGGCCUGGCACAUCACAUUCGCGACGAAAGUUCCGCUUCUGAUGCUCCAUCUGCUGCGAGCGCUGGUUCAGGUGCUUCGAAAACGAAACGGAAGAAGACGACAUCACAAUAUCGCGACAAAGGUAUAAGCGAUCCUUUCUUUUCGAUUAAACCGCACAAGACUGUCGUGGUACCCAAGUACGUAGAAUUCUCAUUUCGCCAGUUUGCGUGGAGCGACAAUGGCGAGUGGUGCGUUGGUGUUGGAGACCAUGGUUUGAUCAAUGUGUUUCAUCGAUGGCAAAAAGGCGUACCGCCACUAGAAACGGACGCACCCUUGGAUAUUCCCAUACGACCGACAGUCACUUAGCUGCGUCUUCCAAUCUAGGAAUCCGCGUUCAAUACCAAGCUAAUGGCCUUAUGGCAUUCGAACCAAAUUACCGUCAAUAUAUGAUCAGACAAGCAAAACAUCAUUCAUUACAAGACGGCGUUAGAUCAUACACACAGCCAAAUGAAGCAGGUCGCUUUUCAGUAUGGCCAACCUCUUUGUGAAGGUUUUGAGUAGACUCUGGAGGAUCAUGUACAGAGCCUGCCAGCUCGCGAAAUAUUCUUUAAGCCAUAAUCCGAGGAAAAGUAGUACAUCUGAGUGAUCCUCAUCCAACCUUCCCACGCCGACGAAUGAGCAUUGCACGUAAGUAGAACCGUACAAAAACCAUUGGGCGAUUGUCUGGUCACCAUAAACCGUCAACUCCCUUGGUCACAGCACGACUCGACUUUUGACUGCACUUUGAAUCGUCUCGCAAGAGUCCGCCAGAAUUCAUGUUGGGCAGUGUAUCCACG